Frankliniella occidentalis (western flower thrips) is the source of this 3596-nucleotide messenger RNA. RefSeq names its product presequence protease, mitochondrial. Bases 358 to 3483 code for a protein of 1041 amino acids. The record is from RefSeq and is a predicted model, not a curated record. The transcript has 11 exons. Lineage: Eukaryota; Metazoa; Arthropoda; Insecta; Thysanoptera; Thripidae. Gene Ontology annotation, molecular function: metal ion binding. Gene Ontology annotation, cellular component: mitochondrial matrix. Gene Ontology annotation, biological process: protein processing.
UUUUAUUUCGUUCGAUUUGGUUGUACUUGGCUUUUAUCUCUCGACCAAGUUCUAACCGACUGAUGCAAUUUUAACCAAGGUGGAUAUUUUAACUCGUUCGGCUCGGCAAUGGCACUGCGGUCUACUUUGUAAGCCUCUCGUUUGCGGUAUAGGAAACUUGAUUUUCGAUAGAGGUUGAGUGAUCUUACUCCCAUUUUGUUAGGGCUGCGAGUCCUUGUGGUAGUUGGCACGCUACUUUUGACGUAAAAUAUUUUUCUACAGAAAGAAAAAUCAAAAUAAUUUUUCAUCUAAUUCAUCAUAGCUUUGGAGGCUGUGGUGGAACAUUUUUCAUCUGGAAAUAAAAACCUCUACAAAGCUAUGUGGCGACUUAAGCCCUUGUCAAGCUCAAUUCAGCUGUCCUCAGCACUUCCCUCCAAAUGUCAAAUUCCACAGUCCCCUAUUCUAAAUAAACUAAGAGGCACUUCGCUAAGUCCAAAGCAACUUGUAUGUCAUCUAUGGAGUGGAACGAAGAUUUACCAGGCAGGCUUACCUGAAGCUAAUCUGAAGAUCGAUAGUUCUUUUCGAGAGGGACAAGAAAUAGAGGGCUUUACUGUAACUGAAGUUGGUCAUAUUCCUGAAUAUCAUCUCACAGCAAUUCAACUUAUUCACAAGGAUACUGGUGCCAAAUAUCUGCACGUAGACAGGAAAGAUACAAACAAUGUCUUUUCCAUUAAUCUUAGGACAACGCCUAUGGAUUCCACUGGUCUCCCGCAUAUUUUGGAGCACACUACAUUGUGUGGGAGUGAAAAGUUCCCAGUAAGGGAUCCUUUCUUUAAGAUGUUGGUGCGCUCCUUGGCCACGUUCAUGAAUGCCAUGACUGGUCCUGAUUAUACGAUUUAUCCUUUUGCUACCCAAAAUAAGCAGGAUUACUUUAAUCUAAUGUCAGUUUAUUUGGAUGCUGUCUUCAGGCCAAAGCUUUCAGAAUUAGACUUUAAACAGGAAGGUUGGCGCCUAGAGCAUGAAGAUGUUAAUGACCGAAGUUCACCUAUAGUCCUGAAAGGAGUUGUGUUUAAUGAAAUGAAGGGUGUUCUCUCUGAUAAUUCAAACAUAUUCAUGGAGCGCUUUAUGAAUUCUAUUCUUCCAAGUCACACAUAUGCCGUUAACUCAGGUGGAGAUCCCUUGGUUAUUCCAAAUUUAACUCAUGACGACUUAGUUAAAUUUCAUAGAAAUUACUACCGACCAGAAAAUGCAAGAUUAUACUCCUAUGGUACAUUUCCUCUCCAAGACAAUUUGAAGUUCCUUAGUUCUUACCUCGUUAAACACCAAGAAGCUGGAGUCACUGAUACCUCAGUGCCUCUUGAACCCAGAUGGAGUUCUGAACGACGAGAACACUAUUCAUAUAGACCUGAUGCUUUAGCUGCAGAUCCCCAGAAACAAUCCUCUCUUGCUGUUGGUUGGCUUACUGCAGAUAUAAAAAAUGUCCAAGAGAAUUUUGAACUGGAGAUCAUUACAGAAUUGCUUGUAAAAGGACCAAAUUCACCAUUUUACAAAACCCUUGUGGAGCCAAAUAUUGGAGCUGGUCUUCAUCCCAUCACAGGCUUUACAAGCCAAACUCGAGAUACUAUUUUUGCUGUCGGUUUGCAAGGCAUGGACUCUACUGAUUUUGACAGAGUCGUGAAUAUAAUAGAUAACACACUUGCUGAUGUGGUUAAAAAUGGUUUUGAAAAAGAAAGAGUUGAGGAAGUUCUCCAUAGUAUUGAGCUAAGUAUGAGACAUCAGUCAUCUAACUUUGGAUUAAGUGUGCUCUUUGGCUUAGCACCUUUGUGGAAUCAUGAUGUGAACAUUUUCGAUGCUUUAAGACAAGCAGAUCAAAUAUCCAAACUUAGAUCAAAUUUGAAAAAAUCUCCUUCAUAUCUUCAGGACAAGGUCAAAGAAUAUUUAGUGGAUAAUUCACAUCGUCUUAUACUUUCUAUGUCACCUGACAAUGAUUAUGUGGAAAAGCUAAGUAAGACUGAAGGAGAAAUUCUUGCUAAUAAAGUGAAGUCUUUGUCUGAUGAUGAAAAAGAACUGAUUUAUAAACAAGGUCUUCUGUUGAAAGCGACUCAAGAAAAGAAGGAUGAUCUGUCAUUGCUUCCUACUCUGCAUAUAAGUGAUGUGAAGGAUGACGUGGAACGUCAUACCCUACAGCUAAUUAAUUUCAAAAAUGUGCCUAUUCAAUUUGCUGCACAACCAACUAAUGGUAUCACAUAUUUCCGGGCAGUGCUGAACACAUCUCACCUAACAGAGGAAGAAAAGAAUCUUUUCUCAGUUUUCUGUAGUGUUGCAGCUAAAAUGGGUACUAAAGAUCAUGACUUUCAUGAAUUUGAUCAUUUGGUUCAAAUGAAAACAGGAGGUCUUAGUGUUGGUGUUCAAAGUGUAAACCAUACAUCAGACAUGUUUGCAUAUGAAGAAGGCCUCAUGUUAGGUUCCUAUUGCUUAGAGCGUAACUUUGGUGCAAUGCUUGAUCUUUGGGGAAAACUUUUGAACUCUGUUACAUUUCAAAACAAAGGCCGAUUAGAAACCCUAGUUAAUGAUAUGGCUUCAGACCUAGUAAAUGGCCUUAUUCAUUCAGGUCAUCGGUAUGCCAUGCUAAGUGCUGGUAGUCAAAUCAGUCCUUUAGCCCAAUAUCAAGAGGUAGCUGGAGGUGUCACACAUAUAAAUAUAAUGAAAAAACUAGCUGGUUCAGAUGUGGAACCCCUUCUUUCUCAAAUGGUGCAGAUUGCUCAGAAAACUUUUGUGAAGGAUAAUCUUAGAGUGGCUGUAAAUUGCAUGCCUGAAAUUUUGAAAGAGACAGAAUCUAAACUCACUUCUUUCUUAGAAUCUCUUCCAGGAUGUGCUAACUCACAGCCGAAAAUCUGGACAAAGAAAGAAGCAACAAAUGUGACUAAUGAACCAGGAAUCCAUCAUGUUCUUCCCUUUUCAGUGAAUUUUGCAGCAAAGUCAGUUUUAACUGUUCCAUACAUCCAUCCAGAUCAUGCUGUACUUCAAGUUCUUAGUAAACUGCUUUCUUCAAAAUAUUUGCAUCCCAACAUUAGAGAGAAAGGUGGAGCUUAUGGCUCUGGAGUGGGUGUAAAUCAGUCUGGACUUUUAAACUUUUUUUCUUACCGUGAUCCUAACACAUCAGCAACUUUUGACAUUUUUGACAACUCUUAUAGCUGGGUUGUGAAAAACGAAUUCACAGAUAAAGAAAUAGAUGAGUCUAAGCUUGGAAUAUUCCAGAGUCUUGAUGCUCCAGUUGCACCUGGUUCAAGGGGUAAUCUUGCAUUUGUUAAUCAUGUCUCCUACGAUAUGUUCCAAAAUUAUAGGUUGCAAGUUAAAAAUGUGUCUCGAGAUAGUAUUUUGGAAGUUGCAUCAAAGUAUUUAAAUCCAGAAAGUAAAUCCAUAACAGCUCGCACUCUCAUAGGGCCUGAAAAUAAGGAUGUUAUUUCUCGCUCUGGUGAGUUCUGGAAGACAAUAUCGUACUAACAAAUUAUUCCUCAACUGCUAUGUUAUUAAAAAAAAUUCUCAUUACUUGUAAACAUAUUUUAAAAUUAUCAACUGUUAAAUUGUUGUAUUUUCAAUAAAUACCACUGUAUCAA